UCCGCUGGUUGGCAUCGCCGCGCUGGUACCGUCCCCACCCAGGCCGUAGUGCGAGUUGCAGACCUCGGACAGACUCAGACGCCGCUCGGAGCCACACGGAGCCGAUCCACGGCACAAUCAGGCGGGUCGCACCGAGCCCGAACCGCCAGGAGCCCGCUGGAUCCAGCACGGGCACUCAGGCGCACGGCCGAGCCGCUAGUUCGGGAGGGAAGCACGAUCGCCAGGGCUGGGCCCCCAGUAUUGGCUGGCGGAGAGACUGACAUCUCCAGCAUGAACAAAAUGGCGUGCUGUCUAUCCGAGGAGGCAAAGGAGCAAAAACGUAUCAACCAGGAGAUCGAAAAACAGCUGAGGAAGGACAAGAGAGACGCCAGAAGAGAACUGAAGCUGCUCCUGUUGGGUACGGGAGAGUCCGGCAAAUCUACCUUCAUCAAGCAGAUGAGAAUCAUCCACGGUGCUGGGUACUCAGACGAGGACAGACGGGGGUACACCAAGCUGGUGUACCAGAACAUCUUCAUGGCCAUGCACAGCAUGAUCCGCGCCAUGGACACCCUCAAGAUCGCCUACAAGAACAAGGAGAACGAGGAAAGGGCAGCCCUGAUCAGAUCAAUAGAACCCGAGUCGGUAUCAACGUUUGAGAAGGAGUAUGUGGAGGCCAUCCAGUCAUUAUGGGAGGACGCAGGCAUCCAGGAGUGUUACGACAGGAGGCGGGAAUAUCAGCUUACAGAUUCAGCAAAAUAAAUGGUGGAUGUCGGAGGUCAGAGGUCGGAGCGCAGGAAGUGGAUUCAUUGUUUUGAGAACGUGACGUCGAUCAUGUUCCUUGUCGCCUUAAGUGAAUAUGAUCAAGUUUUGGUAGAGUCCGACAACGAGAAUCGGAUGGAGGAAAGUAAAGCGCUGUUCAGGACGAUAAUCACGUACCCCUGGUUCCAGAACUCCUCCGUCAUCCUGUUCCUCAACAAGAAGGACUUGUUGGAGGAGAAGAUUAUGUACUCACAUCUAGUAGACUACUUUCCAGAAUUCGAUGGUCCACAGCGAGAUGCGCAGGCAGCGAGAGAAUUUAUCCUGAAGAUGUUUGUGGACUUGAAUCCGGACAGCGACAAGAUCAUCUAUUCCCACUUCACGUGUGCCACCGACACAGAAAACAUCCGGUUUGUUUUCGCAGCAGUCAAGGAUACGAUUCUGCAGCUCAAUCUGAAGGAAUAUAACCUGGUGUGAGUCCGAACCAACCGGGCACCACUUAGUACGCAUAUCAGGUAUCCUUACUCCGCCCUCCACUCCCUCCCAACAUGGGCGCACGGAAUGUCUGUCUGUACGUACGCAGCACUCAUUCCGUCCGCCCCUGGACUCAGCUAAGAUAUUUACACCGUGUCCUCCCGACGUUACGUCCGUGCGCGUACGUGUGGUUUGUACCUCACUUAAAACCGGUUUGUGGAGUGCUUUUGUGAAGGCUACAGGCACGGCCAUGCGAGCACCAGAUUCUACCACUCCCUCGGACGGGGGAGGGACAAACACCCCCUUUCUGCAGUGGACCAGUCUGGGUUAAACCAAGUCUGGCUGGGGGUGAGAAAGUUGUUUCCCGGCGUGAGUGCCGGUCUGUUCGCAUGGCCGCGGCCGACGUCUGUUCCUGGCUAGUGUGGACGAUACAUGUACAUACCAAAAUCUGCCCCCGACCUUUGGGCGGCCUUUGACCUUUGUCCUCUGUCCACACUUUGUUGCACGGCUUCACCCAUUCACAGUCAAGAUUAACCUCUGACCUGUAUAGACAAUUUUUAAAUAUGCGCAUAAAUUAUGUAUGUAAUUAAUUUAUGUCCCUGGGAUGUGUGAUGUAAGACUGUCACCCUCUGGCUUUUUUAAGGACGGAUUUUUCCCUGUAAAUGUGUUGUUCUUCGGUGCCCCCCUCCCCCUGUUAGGGACGGGGGCGGAGUGGUGUACUAGCACACCAUCCCAGUCUCCUAGAUAGUGCAAUAACUGUACCUGAUGUGGGGAGCCCUGGCUACCUGUUUUUGGCAAUGCCUCUGGGGCAGAGCUUUUAGUCUAUUGUUUCUGGGACCUGCUACUGUAGCACAUUUAGCCUAGUGAUUCUUGCGCCUGUACUCGCCAGAGGGUUGCCCUGGUAACCAUGGAUGAUUGACAUCGCAGUCUAGGGCAUUUUGAUCCAUUGUGGAAAGUAUGGGUAUCCAUGGUAACAGGUUUGUCUGGCCUGAUGAGAUUUUAACUUGCUUGUUACAGAGAUUUUUACUGUUGAAGUCGGCCGAUGACAGGACAUAAAACUGUAUGUAACUAAUGUUGAUUUUAGAACCUCCGUGUACUUUUUUUACCCUGAGCUGAAGUGCAGAGGAGGCUGUAGCUAGCUAGUUUGUUAACGCUUUCCCAGCAGUGAUUCGCUAUUGCCUAGGUAACCGCUGACUUAUCUGUUAUGUCGCAUCCGCAGGACUAGGGCAGAAUGUUGUCUCCUCACAGGAGGCUGCGACCCCCACACAGGGAUGGUAUCACCCAUUAUGACCUCAGGAGGACAGAACCACUAUGGUAUAUGGGGGGAUAGGUUCUUACCACACUUCUCACACUAACAGGUUCCCUUGUGAUGUACUUUACUGUAGCAGGCACUGAUUUUAUGUAGCCCAGAAAUUUAACAUUCCCUUCUAGCUGCACCCCCACUGCACUUGGACUAUUCUGCUGCAUCUUAUUAUACUCCAUAAAAAAUGGGAAAGUCCAUGUCGGAGAUGGGGGAGGCAGUGUGAAGGAUGUAAAGAAUAGUUUGUGGAAGAUAAAGCCCUCCUCCUCUGUGGGAUUGGACCGUACCACAGCCUUGGGGGAGGAAGGAACCACUAUCUGGAGAGGGACCAAAUUCUUGUGUGUUGCAAUAAUGAACUUUGACCUUCUGACUGAAUGUACUUAUUGACCUGGGGGUAGCGACCCCUCAGGAGAAGGAAACUAUGACCGUAGCUGCCUAGUUAUCCCUAACCCUAAUCCACGCCUUUAUUCAACCACUUUACUAAUCAGAAACUUUCAGUUGUAAGUAUUUUGUAAAGAAUGUCAAUGUACUAAACCUUUUUAAGCCAAGAUAUUCAAGUCGUGUUGAAUUCAAGACCACCUUUAUCGCGUUCUAAUGAUGUUAUGUCACGCAAAACCACCACUAGUGACCAACUAGCAUCCUUAGGAAUCAGUCAGAACCAGUUUAGACCAGUUACAACUUGUCAGAACCAGGUGCAUACUAUUAGAAUCAAUUACUAUAUGUUAGAGUCAGUUAUUUCCAGUCAAAACCAGUUACAGCCUGUCAAAACCAGUUAUAGCCAGAUAGAUCCAGUUUUUAACCACCCCAGCCUACAAGGUAGUACCACCCAUGUCAGUGUUGCCAGAAUACUGAAACUGUUCUGCAGAAGGAUGCUGGUUCCUAGUUGUGGGUUUGCUUGCCCCCCUCCCCACCCAUGUGCGCUGGUAACACUUGACAGCACGGUGCACAUAUCAAACUUCGGCACUUUUAACUCUUGCCAAACUUCAACCAACAUUUCGUUGUUAACAUAAACUGAUAAAUGUGUCACCACGGUGACCACUUGUUACCAUGCCAACGGUGGGGCGGGGGAUGGAUGUAUCGUCAUUGGUUGAGACGUAGCUAGGAGCCAUCGCCAAUGUGACAAGUGCCAAGUGUCAGACUUUUGCUGUAUGUUUUUAGCUGCUGUGUAGCAAAGCGUGUGCACAACAUUCUGCCCUUUCUGUGGGACGUUUCUCGUAGGACGGUAGGGUUUCCCUCUAGACGUCUGAAACGCCCCAAGACGUCUUGUAGAGUUAAAUGAAUCGAAAGAAAGAAAGACUCGGUGUCUUGUGUGGAAUGUGUGCAGCCCGCAAGUGCAAUUCUGAACCUGUGACUGGCAAGGGUGUCUGUUUGCUAGGCCCAGACAGGGGGGGUCCUCCAUCUGGGACCCAGAAAGGGGGUUCCUCCAGACAGGGGGUUCCUCAAGACGGGGGUCCUGAUAAGACAAGGGGGUUCUCCAUCUGGGGCCUGAAAGGGUUUCUUGCUGUAUGUAUAGGUUAUUUAUUAUCUAUUGGGAGAGUUUGCAACCACCUUGGCCCAAACAGGGCGACCCUGAAACUGCUCAAUCUUGGGCUCUGGUAGGGGGCUCUUGUAACUCUCUGGGGCUCUGAUAGGGGACUCCUGAAACUGUCUGGGAUUCUGACAGGGGAAUUAUGUAUGGCUGAUGCCUUCAACCAUGGGGCUGUGAUUGGGGAAUCCUGUAUGGCUGAUGGCUCCAACCCUGGGGCUCCUAUAGGGGAAUCCUGUAUUCUCCAUUUGUUCCUUUGUCUCAUUGUCGACACUCCAGCUCUUCAUGUAACCCCUCGGAGGCUCCGAUGAUGCCCCAGGCCUGUGGGCGAACUCUGCCGUUUCGUUAGUGCGGUAUUCGCUCCUGGCCUGUGGCGGGACUCCGCGGGGGGGCACACAGCGCGAUGUGUUGUCGGCAGACGGUCCGUCUGCAUUCUGCAUGUCAGACAGCACAGAGUAGAGUGGCUAAUAAAACUGAUGCUUUGGUUUCUC
This is a messenger RNA of Branchiostoma floridae (Florida lancelet), 4525 nucleotides long. Its product is annotated as guanine nucleotide-binding protein G(q) subunit alpha. Gene Ontology annotation, molecular function: guanyl nucleotide binding; GTPase activity; G-protein beta/gamma-subunit complex binding. Lineage: Eukaryota; Metazoa; Chordata; Leptocardii; Amphioxiformes; Branchiostomatidae. The record is from RefSeq and is a predicted model, not a curated record. Gene Ontology annotation, biological process: adenylate cyclase-modulating G protein-coupled receptor signaling pathway. Gene Ontology annotation, cellular component: heterotrimeric G-protein complex.